UCCUGAUCUAUAUCUAAAAUAUGGCUCGUUCCGUCCGAUUGGGUACGUGCAUAUUAAAUCGCACACGGACGAUUUUUAAUCCUCAAAACCAACAAUUUUUAGUCCAUCCGACGCCCAUUUUUCGACUUCCUUCACCAACCACACACCUCCCACCCUCGUUUAGCCUAAGCACAGCCAGUUCAGCCAUGGCAGAGUGCGUUCCGAUCAAGAAGAGGAGAACGGAAAUCCAGGAAACGGGUUCGUUCGCCGAGAACGAUUUCAAGUCGCGGGGUUUGUUCAGCGGGCUCAAUCAGCAGCUCACCGUGGGCGGUCCCGGGCCCGACAGGCUGAGGCGGGUGGCCCAGUUGUUCUCCAAGGCUGCUCAUAAGAGAAUGGCUGAAGAAGCAGCAGGCGAUGGUGAUCUCUUGCAGUACGGUAACACCUGGGGAGAUCCACUCUGCCGUUUGGAACUCGCUAAGUUCCUCACCCAGGGCUACGGCAGUCCUGUUGACGCCCAAGAUCUCAUGCUGAGCGGCGGUGCCACACAGGCUAUGUCAUUCCUCCUGUCAUACUUCUUCAACGCUGGAGACACCGUCUUCGUUGAAGACCCGACGUACUUCAUCAACCUGAACGCAUUCAAGGAUUUCGGCAUCAAAAGUGUGGCGGUUCCCUUAGACAAAGAUGGCAUCAACACGGAAAUUCUGGAGGAAAAAUUCAAGGAAUUGAAAGACAAUGAUACACGGGAGCUGAGCGCGACCCGGCCGUUCCGUGCCAUGUUCUAUGCUAUUACUGUCUUCCACAACCCCACCACCAUAAGCUAUGCACCAGAGCGAUGUCGCCGUGUCAUCGAGCUUGCCAGGAAGUACGACAUCGUAGUCGUCUGUGACGACGUCUACAACGUACUGUCCUGGACACCCACCGAUAACAAUGAGCUUGGACUGGCUGCACCCCGUCUCUUCUCCUACGACAAGAAGGACGACCCCGACUACAAGGGGAACGUCAUCUCCUGCGGGUCCUUCUCCAAGUUUACGGGGCCAGGCCUGCGACUGGGAUGGUUUGAGACGGCCCCUUACAUCAUUGACAUCAUGAGAAAAAGUGCCUACAUGGUGAGCGGAGGCAACUUCAAUACCUUUGCUUCAGGCCUGAUGGGUACUGCACUGGAGAUGGGUCUGAUUCAGGAGCACUUGGCCAACCUACGAAAGACCUACGCGGCCUCAUCUCGAGCAUUAUGGAAAACACUUCAGGCCGAGAUGCCAGAUGGAGUCCACAUUGCAGAACCGAAGGGUGGUUAUUUCAUCUGGGUUGAGCUCCCAGAGGGCGCCAAAGCUGCGGAGGUCCUCAAGAUCGCCAAGGAGGAUCAUAAGGUGGCUUUCCUGCCGGGACAUUUGGCCUCCCCCUGUGGCAAUUAUGCCAACUGUUUGCGAUUGUCCUUCAGUUACUAUGGCGAUGACAACCUGCAGGCUGCUGCUAAGGCCAUCGCCGCGGCAACCAAGAAGUAUCUGGGAAAAUAAAUGACAUUUUAAUGUGAGCACAGCAACACAAAACAAUUCUGAUUUUCUUUUAGUCAUGUUUAAAUUUUGGGAUGGAUAUAGGAAAUUAUUCAGAUGUCCCUUUCUUUUCAAUAAUUGAGUGAUUAUGUCUGAAAUUUGCACAGUGACAGGGUUAUACAUUUUUUUUUGAAUGAUUUUGGUUUUACAUAUAUUAGUGUAUUAUUAGAGUAACUGAUAAAACUUGGGUAUUUUAUGGAACAGUUUUUACAUUACAUGUACGCAAAAAAUAUUGCAAAGAUACAGAGUGAGU
Messenger RNA from Patiria miniata (bat star), 1779 nucleotides. RefSeq lists its product as uncharacterized. Gene Ontology annotation, biological process: biosynthetic process. Bases 21 to 1490 code for a protein of 489 amino acids. The transcript has 9 exons. Gene Ontology annotation, molecular function: L-2-aminoadipate:2-oxoglutarate transaminase activity; pyridoxal phosphate binding. NCBI's taxonomy places the organism in Eukaryota, Metazoa, Echinodermata, Asteroidea, Valvatida, Asterinidae. The record is from RefSeq and is a predicted model, not a curated record.